Molecule: messenger RNA, 1417 nt
Organism: Acanthisitta chloris (rifleman)
Lineage: Eukaryota; Metazoa; Chordata; Aves; Passeriformes; Acanthisittidae
Gene: GGH
Product: gamma-glutamyl hydrolase (conjugase, folylpolygammaglutamyl hydrolase)
Exons: 9
Biological process (GO): tetrahydrofolylpolyglutamate metabolic process
Cellular component (GO): vacuole
Molecular function (GO): gamma-glutamyl-peptidase activity
Source: RefSeq, a predicted model, not a curated record
CCGGCGGAGCUCAACGACAGACCCAUCAUCGGGAUAUUGUCACAGGAAUGUCACUAUGGUGAGUUCCAGAGAUUCGGAAGAUCGUAUAUUGCAGCUUCGUAUGUGAAGUUUGUGGAAUCUGCUGGUGCCCGAGCUGUGCCAAUAAGAUUAAAUCUUACAGAUGAAGAAUAUGAUAAGAUAUUCUACUCUAUUAACGGGGUACUUUUUCCAGGAGGUGGUGUGGAUCUUAAGACUUCAGAAUAUUCGAGAGUUGCUAAGAUAUUUUAUGACAAGGCAUUAGAGGCUAACGAUAAAGGAGACUAUUUCCCCAUAUGGGGAACAUGUCUUGGACAUGAAGAGCUUACAUAUCUCACAAGUGGUGACAUUUUACUUGUUCGUACCAAGACAAAUGGAUUUUCACUUCCUCUGAACUUUACCUCAGCUGCAAAAGACAGCAAAUUGUUCAGGAAUUUCCCUGAUGAUGUGUUACACGCACUUGCUACUGAGCCAUUGACAUCAAACUUCCAUAUGUGGAGCCUCUCCAUGGAGAAUUUCACAACUAAUGAAAAGCUUCGUGAUUUCUAUAAUGUUCUGACCACUAACACUGAUGAUGAACUGGAGUUUAUAUCUACCAUGGAAGCAUACAAAUAUCCAAUUUAUGGCAUUCAGUGGCAUCCAGAGAAAAAUCCCUUUGAGUGGAAAGAUUCUCCAGGCAUUCCACACUCCCCAGCUGCUGUAAGAGCAGCAUAUUACAUGGCUGAUUUCUUCGUUAAUGAAGCCCGGAAGAGCCUGCACCAUUUCCCCAGUGAAGAUGAGGAAACAAAAGAAUUGAUUUAUAAUUAUACUCCAGUUUAUACAGGACCAUUUUCUGCAUUUCAGCAAACCUAUUUUUUUGAUUGAGUAUCUUGUCAAAGGUGCAGUGUUGUUAUUUAUAAAUGGAAUUAUUUGCUAGCAUUGUAUAAUUAAUCUGCUAUAGUGACAGAGAGGCAGAAUAGUUUUCUUUUGCAAUGAUUUAUUCUGUGUAUCUUCUGUACUGUUGGAACAUUAAUAUAAAAAUUUACAGUCAGUAACAUAAUAAUCAUCUUGGAUCACACUUUAAGGCAAGCUACAGAAAAAUGCAUUUUUUUUUCAGGGAAGAAAGAGGACUUGAUUAUGCUUAUAAACUUAGAAGUAAUCACCUUUAGUACAAGGAAAAGCUUUCAUAUAUUUUAAAAUAUGACAGAUAUCUUUGUAAAAUGUUGUGGACUAUGAUAGCACUAGACACUUAGAUGCAUUGCUUAGUAAAAUUCUGUCAGUGAUUUGAGAAAUGAGUCUCUUGGGUUUGUCAUAAAUAUGUGUAUGCAACCAAGUUCUUGACAAGGACUCUUUUGUCAUUGCAAAUAUUGACCAAAAUGGUAAAGAGGCAUGACAGCAAAAAACAACCCACAUUUUUGCCUAA